This is a messenger RNA of Cladophialophora bantiana CBS 173.52, 1224 nucleotides long. RefSeq lists its product as uncharacterized. The record is from RefSeq and is a predicted model, not a curated record. Bases 1 to 1224 code for a protein of 407 amino acids. The transcript is spliced from 5 exons. Gene Ontology annotation, molecular function: FAD binding. NCBI's taxonomy places the organism in Eukaryota, Fungi, Ascomycota, Eurotiomycetes, Chaetothyriales, Herpotrichiellaceae.
AUGAACAGACCAUUGAAAGUGAUCAUUAUUGGUGCCGGCCUGUCAGGCUUGGCCCUUGCACAGGGUCUUGAAAAGAACGGUAUCGACUACGUCGUCGUAGACAAGGAAAGCGAACCGCGCGAUCGGAACUGGGGAGUGACGAUUGCCUGGAGCCAUCCAUUACUCGCACAGCUUCUUCCCGAGGAACUCUACAAUCGAUUGCCGGAGUGUCAGCCAGAUCCAGGCCUGGACACCAAAGAGGCCGGAUUUGAGAGUGUGAUUAUUCGAGAUGGGCAGACGGGCGAAACCAUUGUGCAGCCACCGUUUCCAGGAGUAAGGAGAUUGAACAUUCAAAAGACAAGGGCUGUUUGGUCGAAAGGAGUUAAUGUCAAGUUCGGCAAGACACUCACGGAUAUCGAGUUGACUGCCGACGGGGUAAUUGCUCACUUCCACGAUGAAACCUCAGAAUCUGGCUCCGUCCUGGUCGGUUGUGACGGCGGCGGCUCAUGGGUCCGACGCUGGAUGCUGGGCGACAAGGGCACCUCUGUGGUCCUGCCGUACACGUUCCUCAACUUCCCCUUCCGCUACACCGCAGAGCAGGCCGUUAAGAUGGACAAGAUGAUGCACCCUAUCGUGGAUGUCGCGGUGCAUCCAAAGUCCAUGUACGUCGGCAUCUUUGUGCUCGACAAGCCUGACCUGCAACGGCCUGAGACGUGGGUGUUCUACAUCCUGGCGACGUGGGCGAAGGACGACAACAAGAGCGGGUCGCCCGAUGCUGCAUCCGGAGGAGAUACGAACAUGGUCGACGAGUUGCGGCGGAGGAUGGACGACUGGGCUGACCCGUUCAAGUCGGCUGUGGAAUGGAUCUCCGAAGACGUGCAUGCGAAAGCCGUGCCCUUGAGGAUCUGGGGACCUCCCGAUUCAGGCUGGGACAACCGCGGCGGCAGAGUCACGCUUGCAGGCGACGCAGCUCACAGCAUGACGUUCCACCGCGGUCAAGGUGCUAACAACGCCAUCUGCGACAGCCAAAAAUUCGUCACAGCCAUGGUCAAGGUUAAGAAUAGCACCAUGACCCUCGCCGAGGCCAUCGACGAGUACGACGCCGACGUGAUCAGUAGGGGCAGUACAGAGGUCGAGAUCUCGAAAGCCCAGACGGACGCUUUCCACGACCACGCAAACUUCCACAACAGUCCGAUCAUGAGGCUUGGGAUCAAGCCAACCAGCACCAGCGCGGCAUCGAAGUGA